This is a messenger RNA of Symsagittifera roscoffensis, 4186 nucleotides long. RefSeq lists its product as uncharacterized. The record is from RefSeq and is a predicted model, not a curated record. Gene Ontology annotation, cellular component: nucleus. Bases 155 to 4102 code for a protein of 1315 amino acids. Gene Ontology annotation, molecular function: DNA-binding transcription activator activity, RNA polymerase II-specific; RNA polymerase II cis-regulatory region sequence-specific DNA binding. Lineage: Eukaryota; Metazoa; Xenacoelomorpha; Acoela; Convolutidae. Gene Ontology annotation, biological process: regulation of transcription by RNA polymerase II. The transcript is spliced from 33 exons.
UUGGUUGCUGAAAACAUUUUUAUUUUAUGCUCACUUGGCCUUACAAAUAAAUGUCAAUCCAUCUUGGACCUUAGUGGUUUACUUUGGUCAAUCCAUCUAGGACCUUAGGGACUAGUUUAAGGUUUCGCAUCUUUCAACAGCCAUUUGAACAGGAAUGCUAACAAUUGACGACCCUUUCUAUGGCGUGGUUGGACGAAGAUGUAGACUAGAUUUGAAGAGCGACUGGACAUCCCAUUCUAAAUUUGGCGAAGAAAAUGGACGUUUUGUAUACAGGAAUCAUCCGAAAAAAUUUGCACCUGUGCUUCACCCGCUUAGCCGAAACUCGCUUAACCGAAAAUACAGCAACAGCGUGUCUGCAUCAUCUCUGCUGGAACUCGCCGCAUCUCUUCGCCAAGUGUUCAUCAUCGUGUGUCACUCGCCAGCCAUCAACGAGAGUCUAAGAGCCAAGAGUUACCUGCCAAUCAUCUACCCUGCCAAGUUGCACCUGCCGCCGAUUGGGCUGGGAGUGCAUGGGCUAACCACAGUACCUGGUUAUAACAGUGGCUCUUGGUGGCAUCAUGGAAACCAUUUUUCUUACCUGAGCCUGUGUGAUAACCCAGCUUUGGUGAAGAAAGCCAGCAAAUUCUGCUACGGCUGUCAUGAAAGCGCCAAACCUCAUUGGCACGAGGAGAAAUAUCGAUAUCUUGGCAGUGGCUACAAGGUCCCCAAAAGUGCCCUCUCCCGCAAGCGGCUUUCCCAGUUAGAUCAAGUGAUCUUGUCGGGCGAGGAUGGGGAUCAGAGAAAGGGGGUCAAAAGUGCAUUUCACCACAGGAGGAACACUAUGGCCGUCCACAGGACCACGCCUAACAUCUUCGAUCCUAGAAAAGAUUUGACCUCAUCGUUCUACCAUGACGUGUCUUCGCAGGCUCUGUCCGAGGAGAGAGCAGGAGGUUUGAGCUCUUCUGUCGAAAGAGGGAGACAGCAGAAGAAGCAUGUGGUGAAGAUACCUGCUACUCUGUCACAUAGGGAGAGGCCACUCACGAGGCACAGCCCAAUAGUCGAAGUUGACUCAGGGUUCCACAGUCCAAGAACCCCACGUCGCCACACCACUUUUGGGACCACUCCCACAAUCGUAUCUGCUCGGAACACAUCGAGCGUGAACAAAUACAACAGUGGCGAGUUCGGGUGGUCCAUACGACUAAGAAGCAGCCGAAGUCUCAAGUCGCUGAGAACAAACACUUCUGAAUGGUCAGAUUACGAGGAUGAGAAUUGCAGUUGUGAAGGGGAUAAAAAUCACUAUGAUGGGCAGCAUUUACGCCCUCGUGCCCAGUCUGUUUUUUACUGGGACUCAUCGAUGGGCUUGCCCAGUCGCAGGCGACCUCUUACAGGCGCUAAAGCUCUUCGUGAGAAGUCUCCCGUAGCUGUGAAUGAAGUAGCUGACACUCACUCGGUCACUGAACUAGAUGAGCCCCCUCAUUGUGACCCCCACGAGUACUUGCGGGAGGGGGGAGCUAUUAGGAGACCUACUUGGUGCAGGUUGAUUUCUGAAGCCGACAAAAAAGAGGAACCAAAUGAUGAUUGGGCUCCCCAUACUUCAGGACUGGACACUUCUGGCAAGCGAGUGCAAGACACUGUGGCCCGAGAGCGGAGUCAAAUAGACAGGAAAAACAACAGAACUGAGAAGCUUUACACAGCACCUGAUGCGUUUGUUGCGAGGAAGUCUGACAAAGAAGCGACAAUAGCCGGCGAUCCCUUCAGUGCCAACAGGAGUUUCGACCUCCCCAAAGGAGAUGGAAUGAAAAUCAGGAAGAGCUCAAAGGGACCCACUUCCUUCGUGGAAAUCAAAACUGACAGAGAUGAAUUCACGAUGCCACCGGCUGAAAAACUGAAAAAACCACCAGCAAAAAGCGCAACUCAGUUCGAUGCUCCCGAAGAGAGGGAGAAAAUAGAGCUUCCGUCUCUUCAAACUCCUAUUGAGCAGCCUCGCAUCCAUUCCCCUCCCUCGGUCGCCACCGAAACACUGUACGAAUGCGAAUACUGUCCUGAAGUGUUUGCAGAGGUUCAGCAUCUAGAAGAGCAUGCGAAACUUCACACCAUUCCUCCUCUAGAGUGUCCAAAAUGUCCCGAACGUUUCUGGGACGACCAGCACUUAAAAGAGCAUGUGACUGUUCAUGUCCCUCCCGUUGAGUGUCCUGCGUGCCCAGAGCGUUUCUGGGACGAGGAGGAGUUAGACAAACACAAAGUUGUCCAUGCCCCGAAAUUGCCCUGUCCUAAAUGUGAUGAAAUGUUCUUCACCAAGAAGGAAAUGAAAAAACAUGUCAAGAUACACGAUCCUUCCGUAAAGUGUCCAAAGUGUACUGAACUUUUCUUCACGGAAGCAGAAAUGUUGGAGCACAUAACUAUUCAUGAUCCAAAAGUGGAAUGCAGGGAUUGUGAUCAGUUGUUUUUCACUGAAAGCGAAAUGGAAAUUCACUGGUCUGAAGUCCACGAGAAGAAGCAUGUUUGCAAGAAAUGCGGAGAGGCAUUCUUUGAAGAAAGUGAACUGCUGCAACAUAAACCAAUUCACGAACCCCAAAUAAAAUGCGUGGCCGACAAGUGCAAUUGGAAGUUCUUCUCCGAUGAAGACAACGAGCAACACUUUGAGUUAUAUCACAAACCUCAUGUUAAGUGCUCGGAGUGUCCCAAAAUGUUUUUCAACUGGGAGGAAUUGGAACAUCACUACAGUUAUGUCCACGCUGAGAAGUUCAAGUGUCCUAAAUGUGAUCAGUGGUUCAUAAACAUAGAAGACGUUAAUCACCAUCUACCAGUGCACGAUCCUCAGAUUAGCUGUCCAGAAUGUGGAGAAAAGUUUUUCACAGAAGAUCGAAUGCGUGAGCAUAAAACUGUCCACGAGAAACCGUUCAUUUGCCCAGACUGCCCUGAGUCAUUUUAUACAGAGAAAGAACUGAACAGGCAUACAGUUAUUCAUAAACCUCAGCUGAAGUGUCCCAAAUGCACCGAGAUGUUCUUCACGCAGGAAGAAGUUGAUGUCCACUUGCCGAUCCAUAAGCCGCAAGUGAAAUGCAUCAAAUGUGAAGAAAUGUUCUUUUCGAUUGAAGAAAUGGAAGCACAUCUGCCUAUUCAUUUCGUGAAGAAAGCCGCUCCUCCACCACCACCCCCUGAACCCGAGUUCGUGCCUCCGCCGCUGCCAGAGCUAACUGAAGAAGAAACCGUUGAGCUGGUUGUCGAGGAAACUAAAAUACCGACGCCUGUUCCUGAACGAGAAUUAGACCCUCAUCUGAAACCACGACCAGCUCCACGAAGAAAACUACCCAAAUUCAAGAAGCCACCGAGGACUGCGAUACCCCCUUCGAGGAUGGAGCCAGAGCCAACUCACGAUCCCUUGGAUUACCUCGCCAAAUACUGCAUCAUUGUGAAGGACCGUGUUCCCCUGUACAAGAAGGUGUUUCGGGACACAUUGGAAAGACAGAAGAGCAGGAUGGGCAUAGACUAUGAGGACGAAGAAGACGAAGUGGUCAACAAAUUCCGACUCAUGCGGAGAGCCAAAUCGGGAGCUAUCAAAGUUGACCCCGAGACAGGUGAGUUGAGUGACCCCACAGUGUCGAUCGUGAACCCAGAUGACCUUCCGAAGACAGAGGGCGAAGAGGACGAUGGACCUCAGAGGGAGGAAUUCGAAGGAGAUUUUGACCCCAGACUGAAUGUGGAUCUGGAAUUGACAAAAAAAUCUGUGGAGUAUGAGCACUACUUGAUGAAUCAGCGGGAGCUGCUGAACAAGAUCAACUUCACAAUCUCCAACAUAGAGUCCAGACAAGUCAAGAUGUCACAGGACAAUAUGCAGAUGGAAAAGGAAAGAGUUAAAUUAAUUUGUCAGUUUGCCCGAAAUGAACUGAAAGAAGAACUGUUCCCCAAACCAGAGGCUGACUCUAAGAAGGGAGGCAAGAAGGGAGGAAAAGACAAGGGCAAAAAGGGCAAAGGGAAAGGAGGGAAGAAAGGGAAAGGCCCUGAGCCAGUGGAGUUUCCCGAGUGGAUGAACACGGAGUUGGUUGAGGAUGUGAAGAGUGAUGAGUAUGUGAUGGCUAGACUGGACGAAGACCAAUGGUGGAUGAGGAAAGAAUUAAAUUAAUUUGUCAGUUUGCCCGAAAUGAACUGAGAGAAGAACUGUUCCCCAAACCAGAGGCUGACUCUAAGAAGGGAGACAAGAAGGGAG